Messenger RNA from Chenopodium quinoa (quinoa), 982 nucleotides. RefSeq lists its product as uncharacterized. NCBI's taxonomy places the organism in Eukaryota, Viridiplantae, Streptophyta, Magnoliopsida, Caryophyllales, Amaranthaceae. The record is from RefSeq and is a predicted model, not a curated record. The coding region runs from base 117 to 740 and encodes 207 amino acids. The transcript has 2 exons.
GCUAGGACAAAAUAUAGGAAUGGUCAAUCAGUAAUCUUUAUAAACAGCUCUUAGGCUUCUUCAGAAAAAUACAUUUUCUGAUCAUAAACUUUUUUCUACCUCCAAACUUUAAGCAAAUGGAAAUAAAUUUCUCCAAUAAAGUAGUCUUUGUAAUUGCAUUGUCUGUCAUCCUAACAUUAUCGAGUUCGAUAAGGGCAGUAGAGGUCGACAAAACCCGAGCUUCGGUAGGGCAAAGAACAUGCCGGACUGUUCAACAAUCUUGCGGAGGAAUGUCAGCAUAUCAAUGCUGUGAAGGACUAGAAUGCAUUUUCAACGGUGACUAUCCAGGUGCAACAGGAACGUGUAUGCGACGAACAUGUAAGACCGUUCAACAAUAUUGUGGUGGCACCUCAGGGUAUCAAUGUUGUGAAGGACUACGAUGUGAACUCGACGGUGAUUAUCCAGGAGCAGGUGGAGUUUGUAGGCCGCGAAAACCAUGUCGAAGGACUUAUCAACUUUGCGGAGGCAUCAAUAGAUUGAAAUGUUGCGAAGGAUUAAGAUGUGUAAUUGAUGACGAUUAUCCGGAAGUUGGCGGAGUUUGUAUGCCAGGAAGAAAAUGUCAAAGUGAUUAUGAAUCUUGCGGUGGUAGCACUGGACUUCAAUGUUGCGAAAGGUACGCGUGUGUUUAUGAUGCGAGUAGCUACGCCGGUGAUGGUGGUGUUUGUGUUCCAACUUACAAGCAGAGUUCUUCGUCGAAAUGAUGAUAUUAUUACUUAUUAGUCCAUUCAUGUGGAUGGCUCUCUCAUUUUCUUGAGCUAUAAUUGUGUUAAUUUGAGUUGCAUAUGUGUAUUUUUUUUGUUGAGUGUUUGAUUUCUUGUAUUAAUUUUUAUUGUAUUGAUUGAGUUUAAUAAAUAAUACGGAGUUUUAUAAAGAAAUUUAUAUGUUAUGUGUUUGGGUACAAAAUGAUUUUUAUGCCACUAAACUUCAAGCCAACGUACACACU